UGAGUUUUGCAUACUAUAUAAAAUGACAUGGUUGGUAAAUCGACAUUACAUAGAUCUUUGAGCACCAUGUAUCGUGUAUUUCUACUUGUGACAUUCGCUGCUGUGUUAAUACUGGGUGAUGACAGUGAAGAACAGAAAAAAUGUUCCAGAAUUAUUACGCAUCCUGCUGUGAAGUUUUGUUGUAAAAAGGGGAUCCGCCAUCAUGGGAAACUACACGGUUUCCAUCGACGAACACAUACUGAUGAUUUGAAUUUGAAAGAAUGUUUCCAUUCAUCUAAGAAAUUGGACCCGUGUGAACGAGAACUAUGUAUUGCAAAUAAGAAGGGAUUCGCUUCGGCCGAUGGAGAAAUAGAUAAGGACGCUUUAGCUAUGGUUAUUGAAAAUGAUUUUGAAGAAAACAAUGAGCUAAAGGAAUUGAUUUUAGAUAAUUGUGUGGGAACCGAUUUGACUAAAUUUGGACCUGAGGAUAUGUGUGAUGUGAUGAAAUUAAAGAUGUGUAUGGAUACACAGCAUUUGAAAGGUUGCGAAGAAUGGGACGAUGAAGCUCCUUGUGAAGGAAUGCAGAAAUUAGUUGAAGAUUGUAUGCAAUUGUCAGAAUAAGGCAAUCAGUUACUUAAAAUUCAAAUAAUAAUAAACCUUACGAAAUUGGUAUUACAGUUGAAAUUAAAUAAAGCAAUCUAA
Messenger RNA from Galleria mellonella (greater wax moth), 681 nucleotides. RefSeq lists its product as uncharacterized. Bases 28 to 600 code for a protein of 190 amino acids. The record is from RefSeq and is a predicted model, not a curated record. NCBI's taxonomy places the organism in Eukaryota, Metazoa, Arthropoda, Insecta, Lepidoptera, Pyralidae. The transcript is spliced from 5 exons.